GGAAAGACUUUAUGUACAAGUCACAAGGAUGCCGUGGAAAGGAAAGAAAAGAAACAAUACAGUGACGUGAACAUUUCGGGCAUCAGUCUUCACAUCCAUCCGCCCCAUAAACCCACCAAGAGAAAGGAAAAGACGCAAAACAAAAGAAAACGAGAAUCAGGUAAAAGAGCGCCCAAAUGGCCAAAUGCCCAAGCUCAAGGAAAUUCAUAACACCAUGACACCAUGCUUCCCCAGGAGAUCGGGCAAGUAGAGGGAGAAAAAGAAGAAGAAAACGAAUGAACAAAUAAGAGAUCACGCGGGAAGAUCACCAAAUCUAUCGCAAAUAUCGAUGAAGACACCAAGAAGCCACGAAUCUAUGCAGGUCCACGUCCGGGCAAUUCUUUCCUUCUCUUUCUCUCCGUCUUAUUCGAUUGUUGGAGAUUUAGACGGAGUUUUUUUUUUUUUUUUUGUUU
Messenger RNA from Aspergillus candidus, 452 nucleotides. RefSeq lists its product as uncharacterized. The transcript is spliced from 2 exons. Lineage: Eukaryota; Fungi; Ascomycota; Eurotiomycetes; Eurotiales; Aspergillaceae. The record is from RefSeq and is a predicted model, not a curated record. The annotation marks the transcript as partial.